CCCCUCUACCCCGGCCUCCGGCAGCCAGGAGCCGCGCGCGGACCCGAGGAGACCAUGUCCUGACUGAGGGGAGAAGGCGGAGGCGGCAGCAGCGGGGCGGGCGGCGGCGCGGAGGGAGGCGGAGAGGGGACGGGCUCGACUCGUCGCCGCGGGCUGCGCGGGGAGUCGCCGCCGCCGCCGCCGCCGCCGCCGCCGCUGCCGCCGCCAAGCGCCCGUCGGACGGGGAGGAGGAGCAGGAGCUGGAGGGGGAGCCGCCGCCGCCAGGAAUAGCUAUUCACAGUCAGACAGAACCACUUAUCACGUUUUGCAGUAUCUCCUGAGGAAGUCAGAAUCUGAGCCAGCAUGAAGACGGAAUCUUGUCUUCGAUCUGAUUUGCAAACCGUACUUUUAUUCUAAUCAUGUGCAAGGUGGAGGUUAUAGCGUGGGAACUAAAAUCUUACUUCCUGCCUGACACAGCUCACUUCAAGAAGUGCACAAUGUCAGAACGUGGAAUUAAAUGGGCUUGUGAAUAUUGUACGUAUGAAAACUGGCCAUCUGCAAUCAAGUGUACUAUGUGUCGUGCCCAAAGACCUAGUGGAACAAUUAUUACAGAAGAUCCAUUUAAAAGUGGUUCAAGUGAUGUUGGUAGAGAUUGGGAUCCUUCCAGCACCGAAGGAGGAAGUAGUCCUUUGAUAUGUCCAGACUCUAGUGCAAGACCAAGGGUUAAAUCUUCGUAUAGCAUGGAAAAUGCAAAUAAGUGGUCAUGCCACAUGUGUACAUAUUUGAACUGGCCAAGAGCAAUCAGAUGUACCCAGUGCUUAUCCCAGCGUAGGACCAGGAGUCCUACAGAAUCUCCUCAGUCCUCAGGAUCUGGCUCAAGACCAGUUGCUUUUUCUGUUGAUCCUUGUGAGGAAUACAAUGAUAGAAAUAAAUUGAACACUAGGACACAGCACUGGACUUGCUCUGUUUGCACAUAUGAAAACUGGGCCAAGGCUAAAAGAUGUGUUGUUUGUGAUCACCCCAGACCUAAUAACAUUGAAGCAAUAGAAUUGGCAGAGACUGAAGAGGCUUCUUCAAUAAUAAAUGAGCAAGACAGAGCUCGAUGGAGGGGAAGUUGCAGUAGUGGUAAUAGCCAGAGGAGAUCACCUCCUGCUACGAAGCGAGACUCUGAAGUGAAAAUGGAUUUUCAGAGGAUUGAAUUGGCUGGUGCUGUGGGCAGCAAGGAGGAACUUGAAGUAGACUUUAAAAAACUAAAGCAAAUUAAAAACAGGAUGAAAAAGACUGAUUGGCUCUUCCUCAAUGCUUGUGUGGGGGUUGUAGAAGGUGAUUUAGCUGCUAUAGAAGCAUACAAGUCAUCAGGAGGAGACAUUGCACGUCAGCUCACCGCAGACGAAGUACGCUUGCUGAACCGUCCUUCUGCCUUUGAUGUUGGCUAUACUCUUGUACACUUGGCUAUUCGUUUUCAGAGGCAGGAUAUGCUAGCAAUAUUGCUUACAGAGGUGUCUCAACAAGCAGCAAAGUGUAUUCCAGCAAUGGUGUGUCCUGAACUGACAGAACAAAUCCGGAGAGAGAUAGCUGCCUCUCUUCAUCAGAGAAAGGGGGAUUUUGCUUGCUAUUUUCUGACUGACCUUGUAACAUUUACAUUGCCAGCAGAUAUUGAAGAUUUGCCCCCAACUGUCCAAGAAAAAUUAUUUGAUGAGGUGCUUGAUAGAGACGUUCAAAAAGAAUUAGAAGAAGAAUCUCCAAUUAUUAACUGGUCCUUGGAAUUGGCUACACGUUUGGACAGUCGAUUAUAUGCACUUUGGAACCGGACUGCAGGAGACUGCCUACUUGAUUCAGUACUACAAGCUACCUGGGGCAUCUAUGACAAGGACUCGGUGCUUCGGAAAGCCCUGCAUGACAGCCUGCAUGACUGUUCACAUUGGUUUUACACACGCUGGAAAGAUUGGGAAUCAUGGUAUUCUCAGAGCUUUGGUUUACAUUUUUCCUUGAGAGAAGAACAGUGGCAAGAAGACUGGGCAUUUAUACUCUCUCUUGCUAGUCAGCCUGGAGCAAGCUUGGAGCAGACGCACAUUUUUGUACUGGCACAUAUUCUUAGACGACCAAUUAUAGUUUAUGGAGUAAAAUAUUACAAGAGUUUCCGGGGAGAAACUUUAGGAUAUACUCGGUUUCAAGGUGUUUAUCUGCCUUUGUUGUGGGAACAGAGUUUUUGUUGGAAAAGUCCGAUUGCUCUGGGGUAUACAAGGGGCCACUUCUCUGCUUUGGUUGCCAUGGAAAAUGAUGGCUAUGGCAACCGAGGUGCUGGUGCUAAUCUGAAUACUGAUGAUGAUGUCACCAUCACAUUUUUGCCUCUGGUUGACAGUGAAAGGAAGCUACUCCACGUGCACUUCCUUUCUGCUCAGGAGCUAGGUAAUGAGGAACAGCAAGAAAAACUGCUCAGGGAGUGGCUGGACUGCUGUGUGACAGAGGGGGGAGUUCUGGUUGCCAUGCAGAAGAGCUCUCGGCGGCGAAAUCACCCCCUGGUCACUCAGAUGGUAGAAAAAUGGCUUGACCGCUACCGACAGAUCCGGCCGUGUACAUCCCUGUCCGAUGGAGAGGAAGAUGAGGAUGAUGAAGAUGAAUGACAAAAAAAUCGAACAGCAGAAGACCAAGGCAUCAGAUCUGUAAUGACCCUAAAGUUAGUGUGGUGCUCCAAGCAGAGUCGACAUCAUGGAAUGAACCAAAUCUGGCAGGAUCUGCUCGGGGAAGUGUUUUCCUGGACCACACACACCUAAUGGAGAUAAUGCCUCUGCUGCGUGAUGGGACAGAGAACUUUAGUUGGACUACAGUUUGUAAAAAACCUAAUUUUAUUAAGACAGAACUUUUUUUCCUUUCAAAUUGUAAAUCUGUCUAUAAAUGUAAUGCAUGUGGUUGUGUAAGAAAUUGUGUAAUAGGAAAAGUUGUACCAGCAUCUUCAUAUUAUUGAGAAAAUUUUUUCAGCAUGGGCACUUAGAAAAAGCACAUGGCAAAUGGCUCUUUGUUCCUUUAAGAUAUUAUUUCAGUAGAACCUGACAUUCUACUUUAACCUUAAAAGAUCCAUCUAAGUCUCAGAGAUCUGGAAACGUUUUGUACAGAUUAUCUACACCAAAACAUAAAAAUAACCUUUUAUUUUAUUAAUAAUUUAGUUCCUGUUGUGCCCAAUCCAAUCGAGUCUUUUAGGAACAAACUGCAAGAAGAGCUAAGAAUGUUUUAGAGUGAACUAAAUAUAGACAUUGCUUACUUGUUUUGAAGAGGGUUUUGGUUUUGGUUAUUGUGUCUUAAGUUUUCUGAUAUGCCCCCUUUCGAUAUUUAGAUAUUUAUUUGUUGGGAAGAAUACCUUAAAAUGAGGGUUCUUAUUCCAGAUUCUGGGCAGUGGUCUGAGUAGUUUUUUUCCUGGAUGAAAAGGGAGCAAGCCCACUUGUCACUAAAUGAAUUGUGCAGUUUGCUCACUUGGACUCCAUCCACAAUGUACUACUCCCAAAUUGCCAUGCCAUAGGCCUUCGGAUUCUUCCUUUCAUCACCUCUGCUCUAAGCAAAUCUUGUUAGAAGGGCAUGGCAUGCCUUUGCUUAGGCAGAUUGGGAACACCCAUUCACUACAGAAUAAAGAUUUUUAAAAUGCAAUAAGGUGGUAAAUGCAUUCUAUGAAGAAUUUCUCAGUGUUUAGUCUGAGAAUUUUUGCAUGUUGGUUAAUUGUGGCCAUUCUUAUUUAAAGUUAAAAUUAUAAUCUUAGGUAGAAAAACUUUUUUAUAAGAAGUAUUAUUUGACCACUUCAGGUAUACAUUCAAUACUGGGUAAAAAUUUCAGACCUAUCUCAGGAACACAGAAAUACUUGGUGUCCUGAUAAGCACUUUCUAGACUAUUGAUGUGGCCAAGAAUUUGGAAAGAUGACACACACACACACACGUAUUUUUUUUUUCCCUUCCCUGUGAUGAAAAGGCUGUGAAAACCUUAAAGUAUUUGCUUCUUUUUUAGUUGAUAAUGAAACAGUGUACAACCUCAAAUUUGCUGCCAGAAUGAUACUAAAAAUAGAAAAAUACCC
Chlorocebus sabaeus (green monkey) is the source of this 4036-nucleotide messenger RNA. It is a transcript of the gene ZRANB1, whose product is annotated as zinc finger RANBP2-type containing 1. Lineage: Eukaryota; Metazoa; Chordata; Mammalia; Primates; Cercopithecidae. Gene Ontology annotation, molecular function: cysteine-type deubiquitinase activity; K63-linked polyubiquitin modification-dependent protein binding. Gene Ontology annotation, biological process: protein K33-linked deubiquitination; protein deubiquitination involved in ubiquitin-dependent protein catabolic process; cell migration. Gene Ontology annotation, cellular component: cytoplasm; nucleus. The record is from RefSeq and is a predicted model, not a curated record.